UGCAAGAUAGACCAACUGGAAGCUGUGUAUUCUGAAUGUUCUUAGUAAAAUUUCUUUCAAACUAAAUUCGAUAGGUAACGUGAUUGACAGGCCUAUACACAGCAAGGGCAUUAAGACUGAUUACAACUUUUGUGUACAUUUUACAAUAGGUGAUCAACGUUUUUUAACCAUGAUAAAGUUUGUGGUUUGCGUUCUAAUCGCCUCAGCUGUUCAUGCGCGGUUACUUAGAAAGAGACAAACUACGUGUCCGGAGAUCUGUGAUGCCUCUCGCUGUCCUCCAGAUCCUGAAUCGCGAUGUUACUAUGGUGUUGUGAAGGACAGCUGCGGAUGCUGCGCGGUGUGUGCUUCUGGAGAAGGUGACCUUUGUGGGGAGCGUGGACUCGGUGUUUGUGGCGAUGGAAUGUCAUGCGCAUAUCCAGCGGGAAAGCGAGGAGUUCGCGGUUCCUGCGUUUGCACUCUUGCAGAGCCUGUGUGCGGGAGUGAUGGAAGGACAUACCCCAGUAUAUGCCGCUUGAGAGCCGAAAACAAAAGAGCUGAACUCAGUAAAAAUCCCUCGGUCCUCUUGAUUCAGAAAGGCCACUGUGAUUCGGGUUCCCAGAAACCAGGAAGUGUCCGCUACAAAUUCAACUUCAUUGCUGAUGUGGUGGAAAAGAUAGCCCCAGCGGUUGUGCACCUAGAGCUUUUCAAGAGGUUGCCAUUUUCAAACCAGGAGGUUCCCGUGUCUAGUGGUUCAGGGUUCAUCGUGUCAGAGGAUGGCUGGAUUGUCACGAAUGCCCACGUCCUCACCAACAAGCAGAGAAUCAAAGUGGAGUUGAAAAGUGGCAUUAAAUAUGAUGCCUCCAUCAAGGAUGUGGACACAAAGCUGGACAUUGCACUGAUCAAAAUUGAGUCGGAUAGUCUACUGCCAGUGCUUCUGCUGGGCCACUCGUCUGACCUGCGUCCAGGGGAGUUUGUGGUGGCAGUUGGUAGCCCCUUCUCCCUACAGAACACUGUGACCACAGGCAUUAUCAGCACAGCCCAUAGGAAUGGCCUGGAGCUGGGACUCAGGGAUCCUGACAUGGAGUACAUCCAGACGGACGCUAUUAUCAACUAUGGCAACUCAGGGGGACCACUUGUUAACUUGGAUGGAGAAGUCAUCGGCAUAAAUACUCUGAAGGUCACAGCAGGAAUAUCCUUUGCCAUUCCGGCUGACAGAAUACGCCAGUUCCUCGCUGAUUCCUAUGACAGACAGAUCAAGGGAAAGACACUGGCAAAAAAGAAAUACAUGGGUGUCCGGAUGCUUCAGCUCUCGCCUCAUUUGGUCCGAGAACUGAGGGAGCGGGAGAGUGACUUCCCAGAUGUGACCUCAGGAGUGUACAUUUAUGAAGUUCUCCCAGGAACAGCUGCAUCCAGCGCUGGCAUGAUCAACCAUGAUGUGAUUAUCAGUAUAAACGGGCAGCCCGUCCAGACCACAGAGGAAGUGAGUGACGCUGUCCAGUCAGGGAAUCGGCUGUUGGUCGGGGUGCGGAGGGCUAAAGAAGACGUCCUGUUAGAGGUCGUCCCUGAUGAUAUCGACUGAGCGGCUGGUUCUCUCUCCCCUCUCACUGGUACUCUUGCAGGCUCCACUGCUUAUUGUCUGUUAUGACAAUGAGUGACAAGGAGCUGACAUGAGAGCACAAGCAGACGGGCGAUCACUGGUGAAAACAUUGCAAUGUGGGUUUCACAUCAUACACACAUGUGACACAGCUUCAAGACACCUCGGCAUGAAGCGUUACAUUAUUUUGGGAAGUCUUC
Molecule: messenger RNA, 1773 nt
Organism: Esox lucius (northern pike)
Lineage: Eukaryota; Metazoa; Chordata; Actinopteri; Esociformes; Esocidae
Gene: htra4
Product: HtrA serine peptidase 4
Exons: 10
Coding region: 170-1558 (462 amino acids)
Biological process (GO): positive regulation of apoptotic process; proteolysis; programmed cell death
Cellular component (GO): extracellular region
Molecular function (GO): protein binding; serine-type endopeptidase activity
Source: RefSeq, a predicted model, not a curated record